AUGAAAAGAAAACUUUAUGUUAAUCCCAAGAGAUUAGAAAAAAAUUUAAAUUCACCUAAUAAAAAAUCUUAUAAUAAAAAAUCAUCAAUAGAUAAUGAAAUUGAAUUAAAAAAUAAAGAUUGGGUUCAAUUGACUGGUUUACAACAACAUAUUUUAGAUUGGUUAUAUAAAAAAAUAGAACCCCAAAUAAAAGAUCAAACUAAAAGAUUAUCACCAAAAUCAAGAAUUCAUUUAUUUUUAACAUUUUUAAAGAUGGGUGCUAAUUCAUAUACAAUACUUUCAACAAUUUUUGGUGUUAGUCAAUCAUAUGUUUCAAGAGAAGUCAAUGAAUUGGUUUACAUAUUUAUGUCUUCACUUUACAUUAUUUCUUUAGAUCAAAUUAAUAAAGACGAAAUAUAUUGUAUUGAUUGUACAUCACAUAAAAGAGACAGAGUUCACCCCCAUCAGGCAGAUUAUUUUAGAUUGGAUGUUGGAGAACCAAGUUUAUCAUCAGAAGUUUUAGUUGAUAGGGAAAUGAAUAUAUAUUAUGUUUCAAUAGCAAAAGGAAAUAUUCAUGAUAGUACAUUUGCUUUUUUAUCUCAAAUAGAUCAAUUUGCAAUUGAAAAUGAUUUAAAUAUUCUAGCUGAUUCUGGUAAAUUAUUAAAUUAA
Dictyostelium purpureum is the source of this 648-nucleotide messenger RNA. RefSeq lists its product as uncharacterized. Lineage: Eukaryota; Evosea; Eumycetozoa; Dictyosteliales; Dictyosteliaceae. The transcript has 2 exons. Bases 1 to 648 code for a protein of 215 amino acids. The record is from RefSeq and is a predicted model, not a curated record.